AAUCAUUCGAAUUCUCUUGUUUCUUUUUCAUGAAGGAAGUAUUCGAAUUCUAACACCUGUAUUCUGUUGGUCACCGGAACCUUGUUUCCAAUUCAACAAUUACCCGAAGCGAAGAAAGGGGAAAAAGAAUGGAUUUUUACGGACGCCCACCUCGUUUUUCUUUGUCACCAUGUUCUUCGUUUGGAGAUUUGAUUGGAAAUGUGAAAGUUUUUUGCAAUUUCGCUGUUUCCGCCAUCAUUGGGAACAUUUUCUCUGCCAUCUUAACAUUUUUCUUUGCAUUAGUUGGCACAUUGUUAGGGGCCAUGACGGGGGCUUUGAUAGGGCAAGAGACGGAGAGUGGGUUCGUUCGAGGGGCUGCUGUUGGGGCUAUAUCUGGAGCUGUUUUCUCGAUCGAAGUCUUCGAAUCUUCUCUUAUUCUUUGGCAAUCCGACGAAUCUGGGAUCUUAUGCUUGCUUUACUUGGUUGAUGUCAUUGCUAGCCUUCUAAGUGGGAGGCUUGUUCGGGAACGAAUUGGUCCGGCAAUGCUGAGCGCUGUUCAAAGUCAGAUGGGAGCUGCUGGAACAACUUUCGAGGAGGUCCAGAACAUCUUUGACACCAGUGGUACGAGAGGAUUGGCUGGAGAUCUGGUUGAAAAAAUCCCCAAGAUAAUAAUCAGAAACAAUGACAAUGCAGAUGCAGCCGGGGAGAAAGUUCCUUGUUCGGUUUGCCUUCAGGACUUUCAGAUUGGAGAAACUGUUCGGAGUUUGCCGCAGUGCAAUCACAUGUUCCACCUGCCUUGCAUAGAUAAGUGGCUUCUUAGUCAUGGUUCUUGUCCAUUGUGCAGAAGGGAUCUGUUUCUUUAACUGUAGAAUUAAGAAAAAGCUAUUUGUAUUCUAUUUAUACGGUCUGACUUGCCGGGGCUUGUAUAUUGUUAAUAAUAUGCUUACCUACUCUGUUUUUCUGACUAUUCCAUAUUCAUCUUAUUGUGGUAUCAAACUCCUAAUCGCC
This is a messenger RNA of Hibiscus syriacus, 987 nucleotides long. RefSeq names its product NEP1-interacting protein 1-like. The transcript has 5 exons. Bases 129 to 842 code for a protein of 237 amino acids. The record is from RefSeq and is a predicted model, not a curated record. NCBI's taxonomy places the organism in Eukaryota, Viridiplantae, Streptophyta, Magnoliopsida, Malvales, Malvaceae.